AACGCUUCGCCAUGGCGGCAAUCAUAUCGAGGUCGACGAUAUCUCCGUCGGUGUCGGCUUCAUCGGCAGCUCCGUCGGCGUCUACCAUACUUACUUCAGUUAAGUCGACGAAAGAUAGCGAUCCCCCGACCGUACGAUUUACCAAUACGCAAGAUCUCUUCGAUAUCAUUAAUUCCACUACUGGAGAUUUCCUUACCGUUAUAAACUGGGCAAAAGAAACGAUACCGAAAGUUCCGUUUACGCCGCUAUAGUGCCAAUUCCCAGAUCUUGAUCAUCACAAUCCUAACCGAUCUACGCGAGGCCCUUCACCUAGGACUUUAUAUCCCGUAUAUCCGAAGUCAUCCUGGAGGAGAUGGCGGAGAAGGCGAUUCGACAGGCGGUCCAUGGCCGGAACGUGCAGGAGCAGGUAAUUGGCCAACACUAGUCAUUGAGUCUGGAUAUUCCGAAAUAUUACCCGAGCUUCACAAGGAUAUGCGGUGGUGGUUUCAGGCAUCAAACCACGAGGUCAAGAUUGUCCAAAAUGGUGUUCUCAACCCAGUGAAACGGCAGUCAAUCACUAUCACCCGCGAUGAGACAACAAAUCCAGUAUCGUAUAAUGUUACUAGGGGGGCAUUAGUACUAGGAUUUCGACUUCUUUUUCUUCGCGAUCCAGGCCCGCAAGAGGGAGAUUUUGUACUUAGCAUUCAGAACCUACAGCUGUAUGCAGAGAAGGUCUGGGCUGAGCUGCCGAGAUCAGACACCAAUUAGAAAUCAGUAUUGAUGACCUAACAUAUGGCCAAAAAUGGCAGCCCCAAUAGUGACACAGGAAUUCCAAGCAAGGGUGAAUGGCACGCUUGGCGGCAACAGCAAAAUAACC
Molecule: messenger RNA, 856 nt
Organism: Lasiosphaeria miniovina
Lineage: Eukaryota; Fungi; Ascomycota; Sordariomycetes; Sordariales; Lasiosphaeriaceae
Exons: 4
Source: RefSeq, a predicted model, not a curated record